UCACAAUCCACCACCCUACACACCCGUGGACAGCCCAUUGACUGAUAGACCGUUAGCCAAUAUGUGGAAAUCUGCCCUCCCCACCUUGGUGGCCGACCUCCCCCUCCUGCAGACCGGCCGCUGUCUAAGCUGCCAAUUCCGCAACCCUGCAGCUCUCUCCCAGCUACGGACCAAACCCUUCUCUCUGCGCCAAUAUUCCAGCAAGCCUGAGAAACCAAUCGACAGAAAAGACGCCGCCCCCGUGAAACGAAACAUAAGAAACGAGGCACACCGCCUAUCGACUGCCAUCGAAUUCAAACAGAACCAGCCCCAGGAUGGACCUCAGCCCGGCGACGCAGACUUCGUUCCUCCAAGCCUGGACCGGCCCAUUGGCAGCCCGCAAGCGCCAUUAGAAGGACAAAACACAGGUGUUGACUCGCGGUCGAUGCGCCAGCGGCGCGACGAUUUCACCAACUAUGACCGGCACAUAAAGCGGCGCAAGGAAUUGACAAAACAAGUCGCUAAGCCGUAUUUCCGCGAAUGGUCCAAUCUCCGCUUCGCCGAGGGCAAGACCUUUGUCUCGAACCCGCGGCUGUUCAAAGCCGACAGAGCCCUUUACUUCCCGAACAUGCGCGGCAUAACGCUGGCGACACCGAAGGACCCCCAGGACACGACGACGCAGCUGCGCGGCAGCAUCUCCGUCGUAAACUUGUUCUCAAGCGUGUGGGCCGAGAGCCAGGUUGCGACGUUUACGGGGCCGGAGCAGAAUCCCGGACUUGUGGAGGCGAUGGCCAGCGGCGGAAGACAUGUGCAGAGGAUUGACAUCAAUCUCGAGGAGAACCGGUUGAAGGCGUUUAUAGUGAAGACGUUCAUGUGGCGGAUGCGGCAGAAAUUGGCGAAGGAGCAGCAUUCGCGCUACUUCCUUGUGCAGAAGGGUUUCGACCAGGCACUCAAGGAGACUAUUGGAAUGAUGAAUUCCAAGGUCGGUUAUGUCUACCUGGUUGAUUCGGAGUGUCGCAUUCGCUGGGCGGGGAGUGGACCGGCUGAGAAGUCUGAGUUGGAGGGACUUAAUGCUGGUUUGCGGAAGCUUAUUGAGGAGAAGAAGACUAUUCUCCGAGCGCAGGACCCGUCUCGCAAGUAUUAAUUGAGGCUGGGAUGAAAAGGAUUGCCUGAACUGGAGCCUUGGAUGUGAUUUUAUUCCGCUCUCGGUUGAAUUUGUACAUACAAUAGAGAAUCUGUAUAAUAGAAAGUAUAACAAAU
Messenger RNA from Penicillium samsonianum, 1239 nucleotides. Its product is annotated as mitochondrial ATPase complex subunit ATP10. The transcript has 2 exons. Gene Ontology annotation, biological process: mitochondrial proton-transporting ATP synthase complex assembly. NCBI's taxonomy places the organism in Eukaryota, Fungi, Ascomycota, Eurotiomycetes, Eurotiales, Aspergillaceae. Gene Ontology annotation, cellular component: mitochondrial inner membrane. Bases 62 to 1123 code for a protein of 353 amino acids. The record is from RefSeq and is a predicted model, not a curated record.